GGAGGCUGGCGGCCAUUUUCUCGUAGACCAGUCCGGCAGCGGCAAUGAAAGGGGACGCUACCAUCAGAUGCCGACUCCCCCUAGUUUUGACUCUUGGUGGGAGAUACCGGCCGGUCUCCAUGUGGUUCAGCAUGGGGUGUCGUUAUAUUCAUUGGUGCUUUACUGCACGUCACACACUUACCUGUCACCCGUGUGUAUGAGGGAGACUGAGCAGAACCUGGAACCUCAUCAUUGUGUCUCCACCUCACCAACAAGAUCAUUCAGCUGCUGACUGGAGAGGAGGGGGAGUAUAUAGAGGAACACAGGGGUCUGUACAAGGACGUGAUGAUGGAGAAUCACCGGCCCCUCACAUCACUGGAUGGACCCAGUAACAGAGAUACCCCAGAGAGAUGUCCCCGUCCUCUGUAUUCCCAGGAUUGUACAGAGGAGAAUCGCAGGAUCCCACAGGAGGAUCAGAAUUUAAUUGAUAUGAAGGCGGAAGAUACAGAGGGAGAAGAGGAGACGUAUGUGACUGAUAUGAAAGCAGAAGAUAUAGAUGGAGAAGAAGAGACGUACGUGGCUGAUAUGAAAGCAGAAGAUACAGAGGGAGAAGAAGAGACGUAUGUGACUGAUAUGAAGGCAGAAGAUAUAGAGGGAGAAGAAGAGACGUAUGUGACUGAUAUAAAGGCAGAAGAUACAGAGGGAGAAGAAGAGACGUAUGUGACUGAUAUAAAGGCAGAAGAUACAGAGGGAGAAGAGGAGACGUAUGUGACUGAUAUGAAGGCAGAAGAUAUAGAGGGAGAAGAAGAGACGUAUGUGACUGAUAUGAAGGCAGAAGAUAUAGAGGGAGAAGAAGAGACGUAUGUGACUGAUAUGAAGGCAGAAGAUAUAGAGAGAGAAGAAGAGACGUAUGUGACUGAUAUGAAGGCAGAAGAUAUAGAGGGAGAAGAAGAGACGUAUGUGACUGAUAUGAAGGCAGAAGAUACAGAGGAAGAAGAAGAGACGCAUGUGACUGAUAUGAAGACAGAAGAUACAGAGGGAGAAGAAGAGACGUAUGUGACUGAUAUGAAGGCAGAAGAUACAGAGAGAGAAGAAGAGACAUAUGUGACUGAUAUGAAGGUAGAAGAUAUAGAGGGAGAAGAAGAGACGUAUGUGACUGAUAUAAAGGCAGAAGAUACAGAGGGAGAAGAAGAGACGUAUGUGACUGAUAUGAAGGCAGAAGAUAUAGAGGGAGAAGAAGAGACUUAUGUGAGGGGUGAUCAGCAGUGUAAGGAGGAGGAAAUCCCUACAGAUAUAAGCACAGGAGAUGGACAUAACAGCAGGAACAUUUCAAAGGAAAAUCUAAUUGUAUCUCCAGAUUGUGAAAUAGAAGAUGACAUAAAACAAGAUUCUCUGGGAGGAAACCCCAUUACCACAAUUCUACAUCCAGUAUCUCAUAGUGCAGAUGUAUCACCUGAUCCCGCUAAUACUGAGGAAGGUUCUCCUGGUGUAACUAUUACAGCUCUUAGAGUAGAUAAAAUGUUUCCAUCUUCUAUAGAUGCCAAAUGUUUUACAGCAAAUGCAAAGCUUAUUACCUAUCAGUCAGCUAAGGAAUGUGAGAGACCAUUUCCAUGUUCUGAGUGUGGGAAAUGUUUUACAUGUAAAUCACAUCUUGUUACACAUCAGAGAUGUCACACAGGUGAGAGGCCAUUUCCGUGUUCUGAGUGUGGGAAAUGUUUUACACGGAAAUCACAUCUUGUUCAUCAUUAUAGAAAUCACACAGGUGAGAAACCAUUUCCAUGUUCUGACUGUGGGAAAUGUUUUACAGACAAAUCACAUCUUUUAACACAUCAAAGAAGUCACACAGGUGAGAAGCCAUUUUUCUGCUCUGAGUGUGGGAAAUGUUAUACACAAAAAUCAGAUCUUGUUAAUCAUCAGAGAACUCACACAGGUGAGAGGCCAUUUCCAUGUUCUGAGUGUGGGAAAUGUUUUACACACAAAUCAGCUCUUGCUACACAUCAGAGACGCCACACAGGUGAGAAACCAUUUCCAUGUUCUGAGUGUGGGAAAUGUUUUACACAAAAAUCAAAACUUGUUGCACAUCAAAAAAGUCACAAAGGUGAGAAACCAUUUCCAUGUUCUGAAUGUGGGAAACGUUUUACACAGAAAUCAUAUCUUGUUAUACAUCAGAGAAUUCACACAGGUGAGAAACUAUUUCCAUGUUCUGAGUGUGGGAAAUGUUUUAUACAGAAAUUACAUCUUGUUUCACAUCAGAGAAAUCACACAGGUGAAAAACCAUUUCCUUGUUCUGAGUGUGGGAAAUGUUUUACACUGAAAUCACAUCUUGUUUCACAUCAGAGAAAUCACACAGGUGAGAGGCCAUUUCCAUGUUCUGAGUGUGGAAAAUGUUUUACACAGAACUCAAUUCUUGUUGAGCAUCAGAGAAUACACACAGGCGAGAAGCCAUUUCCUUGCUCUGAGUGUGGGAAAUGUUUUGCACGGAAAUCACAUCUUGUUAUACAUCAGAGAAAUCAUACAGGAGAGACACCUUUUCCAUGUUCUGAGUGUGGGAAAUGUUUUGCACAGAAAUCAGAGCUUGUUACACAUCAUAGACGUCACACCGGUGAGAAACCAUUUCCAUGUUCUGAGUGUGGGAAAUGUUUUACACAGAAAUCAGGUCUUGUGCAACAUUAUAGAACUCACACAGGUGAGAAACCGUUUCCAUGUUCUCAGUGUGGGAAAUGUUUUACAGACAAAUCACAUCUUGAUACACAUCAGAGAAGUCACACAGGGGAGAGGCCAUUUCCAUGCUCUGAGUGUGAGAAAUGUUAUGCACAAAAAUCAGAUCUUGUUAAUCAUCAGAGAACUCACACAGGCGAGAAGCCAUUUCCAUGUUCUGAUUGUGGGAAAUGUUUUACACACAAAUCAGCUCUUGCUAGUCAUCAGAAAAGUCACACAGGUGAAAAACCAUAUCCAUGCCUUGAGUGUGGGAAAUGUUUUACACAGAAAUCCGUUCUUGCUAGACAUCAUAAAAGUCACACAGGUGACAAACCAUUUCCGUGUUCUGAGUGUGGGAAAUGUUUUACACAGAAAACACAUCUUGUUUCACAUCAGAAAAGUCACACAGGUGAGAAGCCGUUUUCAUGUUUUGAAUGUGGAAAAUGUUUUACACUUAAAUCAAUUCUUAUUGAGCAUCAAAGAAAUCACACAGGUGAGAAACCAUUUUCCUGCUCUGAGUGUGGUAAAUGUUUUACACGGAAAUCAAAUCUUGUUACACAUCAAAAAACUCACACAGGUGAGAAACCAUUUUCAUGUUCUGAAUGCAGAAAAUGUUUUACACUGAAAUCAGUUCUUGUUGAGCAUCAGAGAAUUCACACAGGUGAGAAACCAUUUCCUUGCUCUGAGUGUGGAAAAUGUUUUACACGGAAAUCACAUCUCGUUUCACAUCAGAAAAGUCACACAGGUGAGAAACCAUUUCCAUGCUCCGAGUGAGAAAAAUGUUUUACAGAUAAAGCAGCUUAGACAUCAGAGAUGUCACACAGAUUAGCUAUGCUCGUGUUUAUUGUUGGAGGGAUCCACAAGAUGAGGUCACCUAGUCGCGUUUGAUGGGCCCAUAUUUUUGGACAAAAUUGUGCUAAGCAACUCAAAUUUAUACCAAUGUUAUAUUGCUGUUUAUUACAAUUAUUCUGAUUAGCAGUGUUUAGUACUUAGGGUGUGCACUAUUUUCAUUUUCCCCUGCUUUAUGGUGGGAACUCUAGGAACAUGCUGUGUGGGGAGCAUCUGAGGAUUGAAAGAAGUGUAUCUUGUGUUGGCAGAGCCAUGCUCCUUUGUCUACCCACAGUGUAGACCACAAAGUUGGGUAUGAGUCUCAACAGUUAUCUAAGGAAUCUAUAUUUUCUUUGGGUUCCAUCGAGCUCCACAGGUAUAAUAUCAGGGGGUCCUAGGUGGAAGGAUCAGCUCCUGGGCACCAUACAGUUAAGCCUUUUCAGAUAUCUCAGUAUGCUCCAGUCCCCCUCCCUAUAGCCCUCCCCCUUUUUCAGGCAGGUCAGUUUUCUUAUGGUGCCAGCAUGAAGCUGGCUGCACCUCUUACAGGAGUCUGCACUUUGCAGCCCCAUAAAGCUUUUUCAUAGUGUCUUAUUUUUCUACUUUUUACACUGAGCCUGUCGGCACUGGAUGUCUGUGACACUUCAGCACUGCAGGCUCCAACAGUCCCCACCGGUGCCCAAACUCCCGCAUGGCCACUGCCUCAGAUGGGUACUUGUGGCUGGGUCCACAACUUACGACUUACACCGCUGCUGAUGGGCAUCCCCUGGACUGCAAGGAUGGCAAUCAGGGAGCAGGAAGUGCUCCCGGUCUCUGGGAGUUGCGACAAAAUUGUGGUCCGCCAUGCGUAUUGGUAGAUGCCAAUGCUGGCUGUGGACACUGACCCACGAUCAGGGACUCCACUAGACCACCAAGCAUAUAGAGGCACAGGUAAUAUCCUUUUACAGGGCCCCUUAGUACCGCUGGUUGACAUGCCAGCACAGAGGAAGCGACCGUGUUACUGUCAUAUAGAUUGUGCUCUGCAGGCUUAAUGGUGCAGGAUGUAGUACAGGAUGGGCUCUGUCCAGGUCACAUCCCCAGCACCUACUCAGGAGCCCCCAUGGGCUUUCUCUGUUACUGGGUACCUUGGUGGAACUGUAAAUGCCUCCUAUGGGACCCCCCCCCCCCCCCCAUGUUAGCACCAGCUAAUGUCUCUAUGGCUAAUCCACCUUGGUGAAUACACUAUAUUCUACCAUGCAGACCCUGGCCCAAACAUCUCUGGCACUACAAAAGAUGUUGCCUGGGACCAAACCAUCCCCUACUAGGACCUCUUUCUCACAGUCUACUGCCAUAUCUGACUCAAGACGUCUGCUGAGGAAGGGGAGGAUUCAUGGUCUGUCACUGAUUCUUGCAUAUGAUUCUCCCAACACUGAAGGUGGCACCCUUAAUUGAGGCUAUUAGGUAUGUCCUUUAACUCACUGAGGAUGAACCUGAGCCAGUCGCUAAGAAAAUAGACGUUUUCACCAACAAAAAGUUGUGAAAUCUGAAUUUCCCCAGAUCACCUCAUUGAAAUUAGAAACCCUAGAAAACUCUGGUUAAGUAGUUUCCCGUGUCAAGAUGUUUUGCUUCCCAUUACCCUAUUCCUGCAGAGGAUUGUGCUAGGUGGAUGGCUACCCCUCCGGUAGAUUCACAUAUUGCACGUCUAGUUAAGAUGUCCAUUCUGCCUGUCACUAUUUUCCCUGAAAGAGCCCACAGAUAGAUGAAUCGAAUAUUGCCUUAAGUCUAUUUUCUCUCUCACGUACACUAUAAAUAGACCCACCGUGGCAGCCUCCUGGGCUGCAAAAGCCACUGAAUCAUGGUUACAGGCCCUAGAGCAAGAAUUACCCUCAGACAUAUCUGAAGACUGCAUGUUAUAUUUGACCCUUAUGCGACAAGCAGCUGCUUACAUACGCAAGACCUUAUCUUAUGCCGGUGUGUUAGCAGCUAAGGCAUCUACCACCUCUAUACUGGCACGACAGAUUCUCUGACUCCAUUCCUGUAAGGCUGACAUUGAUUCCAAGAAAACUUUGGAAUUUCUCCCAUUUACUGGUGAAGUGUAGUUUGGCGCUGAAUUGGACAAAAUUGUCACUGCACUGGCUGCAGCUAAGACAGCUUUUCUUCCAUCCACACCGACUCCACGUGUUAGGAGUUCUACUUUUCGUACCUUUCAUCCUCAAGGAAGGCAAAUUGACAAGCUUUCACCAGACAAGCUUCUGCCACCAAGGCUAAGCAGCCAUGAGCUGCACGUCAACCUUCAGCAAAAACGGAGAAGCCUGCAGCCGUGAAGGGGCUGGCCACCUCCUGGAGGACCCCAGUGAGGGAGGCUAACUUCUUCACGGACAUCUGGUUGCAAAAAGUGGUCUCUCACAGGUAUCUCAUUCAAGAGACGC
Pseudophryne corroboree (corroboree frog) is the source of this 5909-nucleotide messenger RNA. Its product is annotated as zinc finger protein 271-like. The record is from RefSeq and is a predicted model, not a curated record. Gene Ontology annotation, biological process: embryo development; regulation of transcription by RNA polymerase II; urogenital system development. NCBI's taxonomy places the organism in Eukaryota, Metazoa, Chordata, Amphibia, Anura, Myobatrachidae. Gene Ontology annotation, molecular function: DNA-binding transcription factor activity, RNA polymerase II-specific; RNA polymerase II transcription regulatory region sequence-specific DNA binding. The transcript has 6 exons. Gene Ontology annotation, cellular component: nucleus. Bases 325 to 3450 code for a protein of 1041 amino acids.